AGUGAUAGAAAAUCGAUGCGAAAUCGUGGGUGAAUCGAACAAAUUGAAAAGUCAUCACAUGUCACCAGAGCGAAGGGCUUUGCUAGCUGCGCAAUAGUAAAAAAAAAGUUCGACCAAAUCCUACACACCGUUGCCGGGCUUAAUUGUGGAAGAAAAACAAACAAAAUGACAAAUAUGCGCCCCCCGCAGAAAUCCAAGCUGCUGAAGGUCGUCAUACUGGGCGAUGGGGGCGUGGGCAAGUCUGCCCUUCUCACACGCUUCGUGUCGAACCGCUAUGAGGAGAACAACUUCCAUACGAUUGGCGUCGAGUUCAUGAACAAGGACAUCGUGGUCGACGGGGAGCGGUACACCCUCCAGAUAUGGGAUACGGCUGGCCAGGAACGAUUCCGGGCCCUGCGCACGCCCUUCUAUCGGGGAUCGGACAUUUGCCUGCUCUGCUAUGCCCUGGACGACCGGGACAGCCUGAGGGGACUGGGUCUGUGGCGCAACGAGUUUCUGACCUAUGCCGACGUGGAGCCGGACAAGUUUCCCUUCAUUGUGGUGGGCAACAAGAACGACAUCCUGCCGCAUAAGCGCCAGGUCAGCUACGAGAGUGUCCAGCAGUGGUGCGCGGAGCAGAAGAUUGCCUCCCACAUCGAGACCUCCUCGAAGGCGGCGACGAAUGUGAGCGACGCCUUUGUACUCGGUUUGCGCCAGUGGAAGCACUUGGAGUGCGUGGCCGAGGCCGAGCUCCGCCACAACGGCGACACCAUCGACUUGACACGACCCAUACGCCUCGUGCAGCGGCGCCUCUGCUGCACAGGAGGUGGUGGCGUCGGGGACGUCAACAAAGACGCGGAUGGGGAUGGAGAUGGGGAUGACGCCGCCAUGCGCACCCCAUCCAAGAAACUGUUCGGCCAGAAGCGCAGUGCACCGAAGGCGCCAGCUACCAAUUACCGGCUAUGAGCAGUGAAGCUGUCAGGGAAUUUACGCUUAAUUUAACCAAUCGUCGUCUAGGG
Messenger RNA from Drosophila obscura, 998 nucleotides. RefSeq names its product ras-related protein Rab-9B (gene Rab9). NCBI's taxonomy places the organism in Eukaryota, Metazoa, Arthropoda, Insecta, Diptera, Drosophilidae. Gene Ontology annotation, cellular component: late endosome; phagocytic vesicle; lysosome. Gene Ontology annotation, molecular function: GTP binding; GTPase activity. The record is from RefSeq and is a predicted model, not a curated record. The transcript is spliced from 3 exons. Gene Ontology annotation, biological process: retrograde transport, endosome to Golgi. Bases 166 to 945 code for a protein of 259 amino acids.